Molecule: messenger RNA, 771 nt
Organism: Dothidotthia symphoricarpi CBS 119687
Lineage: Eukaryota; Fungi; Ascomycota; Dothideomycetes; Pleosporales; Dothidotthiaceae
Exons: 3
Coding region: 1-771 (256 amino acids)
Source: RefSeq, a predicted model, not a curated record
AUGGCGCCCCGAAAAGAAGCCAUUGACGAGAAGUCAAAGAAGAACUCUGCCGCGAAGAAGACUGAGAACCGAGUCGUAAAGAGGCCAGCCAGAGGGUACCACAAGUUCAAGAAUGGGAUGCUGAAUGUAACGCCUAAAGGUGGCGAGAAGGAGCUAGUCAAGAACAACCAGAAUUCCCCGCUUCUACGCCUCGCACCUGAGAUCCGCAACCGCAUCUGGACAUUCGUGCUUGGGGGCAUGCUGUUCCGGCCGUUGUUUUCGGGGCGUAGUUAUAAGAAGAUGCGUCCGUCCAACAUUGACCGAAACGAUGGCCUCACUCUACUUCGUACCUGCAGACAGAUAUACCAUGAGACUGCCCUACUCCCUUUCAGAUCUAACUUCUUCAUUUUCUCGGCCGUUAGCCUAUGGGGUUCAAAGCUCAAUAUGUUCAGAAUGCUCAGAGGGUAUCAGCUGCAGCAAAUCACCUCUAUCAAGCUGGAAAUCGACUCCUUCACGGGUGUGAAUCUCCACACUCUGCAACUUGUCUUUGAUGGUUGCUCUAGACGAUCACACGCAUCCAUGUCCCAAGCUUUGCCAGGGUUGAAACACAUUCAUAUAUGUGUUUUCAAUCCUCCCGGUUUGAGCGAGUCAGUCUUAGAAGAUUACAAGAAUCGUAGACUUGAGCAGAUCAAGCAGAUCAAGCAGUUCUUUUCCGGCAGAAAUUUGGACAUUUCAGUCGAGAUGGUCAUAGGUGGACCUCUAGGCGAUACGGGAGAACACGGUUUCUCAUGA